AUGUUGUGCGUUCACGGUUCCAAAGCUUUUGUCCACCAUGCUUCUACUCAACCUAUAUGUAAGCAUUUUGAAAGAGACCGCACCACGUGUCUUGACCAACGAAUGAAGGAAUCAAGCUCCGGUCUUUUCUUUUCAGACGCCUCUUACAUCCUUUGGUCAAAUGUUAUCUUUCGUCUUAAAAGCACGUAUGCUGCUAUAGCCCGCCAUUUUAUGUGUGCCUUCACGAUUCCAUGGCUUUUGUCCACCAUGCUUCUACAAGUUCAUAUCAAAGUUUUGAUAAUACCACAUGAAGUAUUGCCAUUGCCUACACCUGCUAUACCUCUCCUUCAGAUAGCACAAGAACCAUACAACUCCAACGGAAAACGGUGUAAAGCCAAUAACGACAAGUGCCCCAUGCCAACUGAAUCCUUGAGUGGCCAUGUUUGUCACAUUGAAUGUUCCCUCCGAUCUUUCUUGGAUGUCAGAGUUGGAGGAAACAUAGGGUUAGACGGUGAAUACCACUGCAGACGCUGCAGUGGUACAACUGACAUGAUAUCCCAUGUUUAUAAUCUUCUUCAAACAUGUAAAACUACAAAUUUGGAUCAAGAAAUUCUGAAGAAGAUUUUGAAUCUUGGUGCUUUUCUGGUGCGGGGUUCAGGGAGAAAGGUUGCAAAUGAGCUGCUAGCUCAAAUUGAUAGGGCCACGUUGUUUAGACAGUUGAAAAGAGACCGUAAGCCGAUGCAGAUGCAGGUGGUAAAGCCGAAUCUUCCGGCUUCAGGACCCGUACCAGGAUCCGAAUCUUCUUGCGGACAAUUCUCCAAACAUCACCCCUUUCCGGCCAGGCCAGUUUUUCGGUGCGUAUACCUUUUUCCUUUACUUCCGGUGGCACUUACUGUAAAUCAGUAA
This is a messenger RNA of Sphenostylis stenocarpa, 885 nucleotides long. Lineage: Eukaryota; Viridiplantae; Streptophyta; Magnoliopsida; Fabales; Fabaceae. The record is from the annotation of a GenBank genome assembly.